AUGGAGACGGACCACGCCUCAGGCGAAGAAAAGGAGAAUUGGAGCGACAAGGACAAAAUGGACGGCAGCCACAUCGCCCAUCCCGCCACCGCCGACAUGCACGGCCCGCCGCCGCCGGAGCUGGGCAGUCCGCUGCUUCCGCCGUCCCUUGCACGCACCAUCACCUUGGGCACCGGCACCAUUCGCGGGGCCGUCCGCACGGCGCGCUCGGUCGGCCGCGUGCCCUUUUACGCGGCCCAGUACACGACCGCGGCGGGCAUCGAGAUCAGCCGCCGCGUGCUGGACGCGACGCUGGGCCAGACGGGCCGUAAUCUUUGCGCACAGUGUGUCACCGUGGACCGGGGCGCCGGCAGCGGUGGUGGCGAUGGCGAUGGAGAGAGUGACGAGCAUAAUGACGGACAGGACGGAGACGCCGACCGCGCACGCAUGGAGUCGGUCGUCCGGUCGACGUCCGAGGCGGCGCAACGCGGCUUCAACUACCUGCAGCUGGUGACGGCGGCGGGCUUUGAGCUGACCGGCAGCAGCGUGGCCACGCUCAUGGACGCGUCCGAGGUGCUGCUCAUGCUGCUCAACAACACACUGGGCUCGACCGAGUCGUCGCGGGCCCUGCGCAGCAUCCUCAAGUUUCUGUCGCAGGAGUUCCAGAACCCCGCCACGGGCCUGCCCGGCGAGCGCGUCGGCAUGCGCGAUCUGCUCUGGGGCGUGUGCGGCCUCGUGUACCUGCAGUCGGUGUGCCGGCAGCAGGACGAGCAGCUGCGCGUCAGCCAGGCGCUCGAGACGGUCGUCUGGGACGUGGUCGUCCUGGACGGCCAGAGAGUCGACGUGCACGAGAGCAGCCUCUACGGCAUGCACCGCGGCUCAUACCAGCCGCUGCGCACCGAGCAGAAGGAAAAGGGCCACAUGGACGGCCACGUGGACGGCGCGGGCGACAACGAGGCCGACAGCGACGAACCCGACCUGGCCGAGUCUCUUAUCCGGAGCCAAGUGCUGGCCGCCACAUCGUCCGAUGCCCGAAUCACAGUGUCCACCACCACAACCAAGACGGUCACCGUCGACAUCACCGCCAGCCAGCCGCCGCCUCCCAUCGCACCACCACACGGCGUCGAGCUGGUCGAGCUGGGCCCGCUGCGGUCCUACCAAGACACCGUCGCCGGUUCGCAUGCAGACCAGAGCCCGACGACAUACCGCAUUGUGUUCCGCAUAAAUAUGGACGGCGAGCAAACAGGACCCGACUCGCCAACGAGCCCGGCCCUCGAAAACACGAUACGUAGAAUUGAGCAGGUAGACGACUCGUCGUCCGACACACCAAUGGAAAACGCCGGCAUACCCUCGACGGAGAAGACGACUGCACCGACGACAGCACCUAUAUUUCCAACCAGCGAAGCCGACCGCAGCAAACCGUUGCCUGCCUCUCCGACCACGGCCGCAAAGGGUGCCGGCCAUACGCGGUAUCCUCUUGAGACGCUGCAGCCACAGCCAUCUGUUGCCAACCAAAAGAAGGUUCGUCAGCCAGCAGCUGCUGCUGCUGCGUCAUCCACCCAGUCACGGACGUCUUCCAGCAGAACGCCCGUCGUUCCUGGCCGCCGCUCGUCGGGCCAGGCGACAACGACGAUGACAGCAUCUACGAAACCGGCGACGACGGCCACCGACAAGAAGGCGUCGGGCGGUAUUCGUGCCGCAUUCAAAAAACCCGCGCUUGGCAACCUGCUCCACAAGGAGCCACCGUCGUCAAACUCCCAGUCCAAGUCGGCAACCACAGAGCCAGCAUCGUCCACGCUGUCCACGCUGUCCUCGACCGCCCGCAAAAGCGCCACCACCCGGGCUCUCUCACCCCCUGCAUCACUCGUGCUGCCGAACAAGAAGAGCAAGACGAACAGAGGCAAGGCCAGCGACAAGGAAAAGGCCGACAAUGCCACGGCCCCCAGCGCGCCGCCGUCGCGGACCAGCGCGGCGAGCAACAAGACCCAGCUCGUACGGACGCCGCUCACGUCCGGGGCCCUCUACCGACACGAAUCGCCUCCGCUGCGCCCGCCAACGCCGGCCAGGGACAGCGACAUGCCCCAUGCCUACGGCAGCGUCCACCACCGCAGAGGGAAGAGCACCAUUCCCGACGACCUCCGCUCGAUUGCCUCGUUUGCCUCCUUGGCCUCGUCGCUCGCCGACAACAUCUCCAUCCACACGACGCAGCAUGACACAGCACGUCCUGGCACCGCAACCAGCCCCAAGGGCCAUCGAUCACGGGCGCACCGCGGCAGCAUCUACACGCUGCACACAAACGACUCCCAAGCGUCGCUGAUCCUGUCGGCCUACGGCCCCGGUCGGAGGAGUUACAUGGAUUCGGGCGGCGGCGGUGGCGGCGGCGGCGGCGGUCCACCUGGUGGCUUGGGAAGCGACGGGUAUGGUCACGGUCCGGGGGGUCCUGCUGGCAAGAAGGGCCACCCGAUGCGUCCCUUUGACAUGCUGAGCGAAGUGCGGCGCACCGGACGGGUUCCCGGCAUGUUUCCGCAAGCCCCGCUGGCGCGCAACCUGCAGCGGUACAUGCGCUUCUCGUCCGCCGCGUACGGCCGGGACUUUCUGCGCGCGAUGAGCAUCACGUCCGCCGCGUUUGGCCCCUACGACGGCAACGACCCGGACGGCCGCAAGCAGCGCGAUACCCAGAACGUGCACCACGAACUCGUGUCGUACGCGCGGCACACGGGCGUGGCCCCCGCGGACAUUCUCAUGGCCUCCUUCAUCGACGUCAAGGGCGGGCCCGACGCGGCCGGCCUGACGCGCAUGCCGCUCGUGCACUACAUCACGCUGGACCACGCGUCCAAGGCGGUGGUGCUGGCCUGCCGCGGCACGCUCGGCUUCGAGGACAUUCUGGCCGACAUGGCCUGCGAGUACGACGACCUCUACUGGCGGGGCCGCACGUACCAGGUGCACAAGGGCGUGCACGCCUCGGCCCGCCGCAUUCUGUACGGGGGCGACGGCCGCGUCUUGGCCACGCUGCGCGACGCCCUGCUCACGCACCCCGACUACGGCCUCGUCCUCUGCGGCCACUCGCUGGGCGGCGCCGUCACGGCCCUGCUGGGCGUGAUGCUCUCCGAGCCGCGGCCCGUCCACGCCGGCAGCGCUGGUAACGCCGGCAACGCAUCUGGUGCGAAUGGAAGCGCAUCCGCAUCUGCCUCCGAAACCGCAUCCGCGGCGGCCCUGGGCCACUACUGCUUCCAGACCAAAUCGGCGCCGCUUCGUCUCCUGGCGAGUGCUGCUGCUGCUGGCACCAGUGGUUCAGCGAGCGCCAGCCGUGAGGUCCCCAGCCUGCCGCCGGGCCGGCCGGUGCACGUCUUUGCCUUUGGGCCGCCGGGCACCAUGACGCCGGCCCUCUGCAAGAUGACGCGCGGCCUGAUUACGAGCGUCGUGCAGGGCAACGACCUGGUGCCCUACCUGUCGCUCGGUGUGCUGCACGACCUGCAGGCCGUCGCCCUGGCGUUCAAGACGGACAAGAGCCACGCGUCGGCGGAGCUGUGGAGCCGCAUGUGGCACAAGAUGCGCACCAUGAUGACGGAAAAGGUGUUUGGCAAGGCAGCCGCGGCGGCGGCGGCAGCCGCGGCGGCCGACAGCGCCAAAGCAGCAGACAAUGCGGGUGCGUUUGCAGCCGAUCCCGGCAGUGGGCCUGGCGUCGGCAUUGACGAUGCAUGGGCCUACGCGGCGCUCAAGACGCUGCGCGUGAGCAUGAUGAGCCCCAAACUGCUUCCGCCGGGCGAGGUGCUCGUGGUCGAGAUGCAGCGCGUGCUGCAGCGGACGUCGUACGGUACGGGCGCACACGCAGGCGGAGGCGGAGGCACCGACGCGAUGCUCAUGGUCUUGCCGGCGCAGCGGGUCGUGUUCAAGCACGUGCGCGACGUCGAGGCGCGGUUCCGGGAGAUCCAGUUCUCGCUGGCCGCGUUUACGGACCACAGCCCCGGGCGCUACGAGAAGGCACUGGACCAGCUGGUGGCCGGCGUGUGA
Molecule: messenger RNA, 3990 nt
Organism: Sporothrix brasiliensis 5110
Lineage: Eukaryota; Fungi; Ascomycota; Sordariomycetes; Ophiostomatales; Ophiostomataceae
Exons: 1
Coding region: 1-3990 (1329 amino acids)
Biological process (GO): lipid metabolic process
Source: RefSeq, a predicted model, not a curated record